AUGACUGGAUCCAAUUCGCCAAAAACUACCAAAGUAUUAAGAAAGGUGUUGAUUCCAUUAGAUAAUAGCAAUGAGUCGAAGAAAGCAUUAGAUUGGUAUCAAGAAAAUAUGAAACGUGAUGGUGAUUUGGUUAUUUUUGUUCAUGUCCUUGAUCCUAUUCAACCAUCAGCGUUAUCUGCAUUGUCAUAUGAAUGUGAAUCGAUGCCAGCUGGUUCAUCAUUUCACGUACCAGAAGAAAUCCUGAAAAGUGCAAGAUAUCUAUGUCAAGAGAUGGUACAUAAAGCUACUAAAUAUGGGAUCAAAUCUGAAGGUCUUAUUCAAAUUGACAAUAAACCUGGUCCAGCAUUAGUUAAAACAAUAAACGAAAGAAAGAUUGAUGCAGUUGUAAUGUCAAAACGUGGUUCAGGAUUUUGGAAGCUUAAUUUUACGCCAAAUGUUACAUCAUAUGUAUUGCAUCAUUCAAAUAUUCCAGUAUCUAUAAUACCACCAUCAAAUCGUUAGUAAUAAAUGAAUCGCACUAUUAUUAUAUGAUGAUUGAAUUGUCUCAUCAUCUGUAAAUAUUGGCCAUAAUAAAGCUUUUCAUUUCGCUACAGAAAAUGACAAAUUUAUUGUAUUUAUUCGUUUAUUACUUUACUUAUUAUAUAUUUCUGUUAAUGAAUUACUUACUUUGUAUUAAAUUAUUUUAUUUAAAGAUAA
Molecule: messenger RNA, 696 nt
Organism: Schistosoma haematobium
Lineage: Eukaryota; Metazoa; Platyhelminthes; Trematoda; Strigeidida; Schistosomatidae
Exons: 1
Coding region: 1-501 (166 amino acids)
Source: RefSeq, a predicted model, not a curated record